Monomorium pharaonis (pharaoh ant) is the source of this 946-nucleotide messenger RNA. Its product is annotated as sperm-associated antigen 7 homolog. NCBI's taxonomy places the organism in Eukaryota, Metazoa, Arthropoda, Insecta, Hymenoptera, Formicidae. The transcript is spliced from 5 exons. The record is from RefSeq and is a predicted model, not a curated record. Gene Ontology annotation, molecular function: nucleic acid binding. The coding region runs from base 170 to 871 and encodes 233 amino acids.
CACGAACGCGCCUGCCGCGCGGAAUAUCUCGCGAGUUCCCAUCACUGGCUGAGCGUUGCUUUUGACGAAUCUUCAAUCUUCGCCAGCGUCGUGAGACAAUUUUUCGCGAUUUUCUUGUAGCUUAGUAGCUAGUGACGUUGAAACUUGGAUUAAAAAAAACACUGAAAUCAUGGAUUUACUGGGAUCCAUCCUAAAAUCCAUGGACAAGCCGCCGUCGGUGAACGAGAAACAGAAGGCCCUCAUGAAAAAACAGCAGGAGGAAUUUCAGAAGCGUCAAAGGGCCGAGGCAGAAAAGCUCAAGAACUUUCGACAAAAGGUCGAAGAGAAGAUUAGCAAGUUUCUACAGAAUGAUAACGCGAAGGAGUUUAAAUUUCCUGCCAUGGAUCAGAUACACAGGAGCAUCGUUCAUGACGUGGCAGAAGUGGCAAAUGUCUUGGCAUACUCCUUCGGCGAGGAUGGCGUCGACCGGUACAUUAUGAUCUUUAAGAGGGAACACCCACCUUCAGAGGAUCAGCUAAACACACUGCGCAGAGGUGAGGAAUGGAAUGAGGAGGUUGCAAAAAGGCUGAAAGAGGAGAGAGAGAGGAAAGCCAAAGAAGAAACAGAGUACGCACAGUCUAGGAAACGAAAAGAGAAUUUCGUGCCUAAUAGCUUUUACAAGGAUAAGUAUCAGCACCUAAUCGGCAAAGAAGCUGCUUUAGAAGCAGCUAGGAAAACAGAGGCCAACAGCAGUUAUGGAUGUGUUCCUAGCGAAAACAAAAAAGAUCAAAGAAGUAUAGAACAAACUCUAGCCGACAUACGUGCUAAGAAGAGGAAGUUGGAAGAAAUGAAUAACGAGACUAGUAAUUGCAGCGACAACAGUACAAAAUAGUGCUAUUAUAUAAAUAAUCAUAGGCAUACAUAAAUUAUAUAUAUAUUCAAUUAAACAUGUAAAUAAUUCAACAUA